AUGGCACAAUUUCAUCUACCUUCAUCGCUCGAUCUGACAGACCGUAAUCUGGCAGAUAGCUUUAAGAAAUGGAAACGUCAGUUACAAGUUUAUGUGGAAGCUAGUGGGAAUAAUAACAAGCCGAAGCAGCGACAAACGGCUAUUAUAUUACACUGUGCAGGCCCGCAAGUCCUUGAGGUUUAUGAUCAUUUUGAAUUUGAAGGAGAAAAUAACAAAAAUGAUCCUGUUAAAGUGCUCGAAAAACUAGAGGAAUAUUGCAAUCCACGACAAAAUGAAGUUCUGCAAUCCUUUCGCUUCUGGCAAGUACCCUUCCAAGAACCUUUUGACACAUUCCUAACAAAGUUGUACUCUUACGCUGAUUCAUGCAAUUUCAAGGAAAAAGAAAGAAUGAUACGAGACAAGAUAGUCUUCACUGUAACCGGUAAGCAACAAGAACUGUUAUUACGAGAGACUAGUUUAGACUUAAAGAAAGCUGUAGAAAUAUGCAGAGCCAAUGAGAUCACCUCGAGAAAUAAAAAGGAAAUGAGUAAAAGCAGUCAACUACAGAAGAUUGAGCAGAUAGCUGGCAAGAAAAGCUCAAAGCAUCCAUCAAAACAACAUCCUGAACAACAAAAGAACAGGAAUAACCCUCACACCCUGAAGGAGUGCAAUUUUUGUGGAAAGUCUCAUGAAGCCAUUAAGACAAAGUGUCCCGCAUGGGGAAAACUCUGUAACCAUUGUAAAGGCAGAAACCAUUUUGAAGUCAAGUGCAAGAAGGUACACACAGUAGAGACAAAGAGCAACUUUGAUGAAUCUGAUGACUCCGAUACCAACUGGCUUGCCACUGUGGAAGUUCCCAACAAAAUCCGUGCCACUGCUCUGAUGCAAGUAAAUGACUGUGAUGUCAGAUUUCAGCUUGACACUGGAGCCGAUGUGAACACACUGUGCCAAAAGUUUGUACGACCAACACAGGUGGAACCCACCACACAGAAAUUAAUCAUGUGGAACAAGUCCAAGGUCAACCCAUUGGGAGAAACUACCUUGAAGAUCACAAACCCAAAGAAUGAAGAAGAAACCGUGGUCGAUUUUAUUGUUGUCCCAAACGAUUAUAGCUGUCUUCUGGGACUGUCAACUAUACAACAAAUGGGACUACUUACAAUCAAUGAUGGCAACUUCAUAGCCCAUAUUAGCACUGACGCUAAUCAGUUAGGAUCGUUGGGAGAAACACAACUACAUGUUGAUCCAAAUGUCCCACCAAGAGCACUUCCAUGUAGGAAACUGCCACUAGCAUUGCAAGAGAAUGUUAAGGAGGAACUUAACCACUUAGUUGAAGCUGGCAUACUGGUGCCUGUGGAAGAACCAACUGCUUGGGUAAGCCAAAUGGCAGUUGUAAAGAAACCAAACGGAUCUUUGAGAAUCUGUAUUGACCCACAACCAUUAAAUGCAGCCCUGCAAAGAGAGCACUACAAGCUACCAACACUAGAUGAUGUUCUACCUAGUUUCAGCCAAGCACGAGUAUUUAGCAAACUCGACGUGAAACAAGCCUACUGGCAUGUCCAACUGGACAAUGAAUCUAGCUUACUCACCACCAUGAUUACACCAUUUGGACGAUACAGAUGGGCCCGGCUCCCAUUUGGGCUCAAGGUCAGCAGUGAGAUAUUUCAAAGAAAGCUCAAUGAGGCACUUGUUGGUCUCAAUGGUGUGAUAUGCAUUGCAGAUGAUCUGGUUGUGUAUGGGAGUGGCAACACAAGAGAAGAAGCUGAUGCUGAUCAUGAGCAGAACCUCCUGGCACUGCAAGAAAGAUGCACAAAAAAGAGAGUCAAGCUGAAUGAUGAGAAAACUGUCCUGAAGCAGACAGAAAUCAAGUUUAUGGGCCAUCUUAUCACCAAUGAAGGAGUAAAAGCAGACAAGUCAAAGGUAGAGGCUAUCCUUGACAUGCCGGCCCCCACAGAUGUACAUGGAGUGAAGCGGCUAUGUGGAAUGAUUCAGUAUCUGGCUAAGUUUCUGCCCAACCUUGCUGGUGAUUUGCAACCCAUUCGAGAGCUGACCAAGAAGGAUGUGGAGUGGAACUGGUCAACAGAGUGAAGAAGCAUUCCAGAAGGUCAAGGAAAAGAUCACAAACACUCCUUUGCUCGCAUACUUUGAUUCGAACAAGGAGCUACUAUUGCAAGUAGACAGCAGUAAAGACGGACUCGGAGCAGCACUGAUGCAAGAUGGCAAACCAAUUGAAUACGCCUCAAGAGCACUGACUCCUGCUGAACGGAAUUGGGCACAAAUUGAAAAAGAAACCCUAGCUGUGGUGUUCGGUCUUGAACGAUUUGACCAAUAUACGUAUGGAAGAAAAGUCAUAGUACAGAAUGACCACAAGCCUCUGACCUCAAUCCUGAAGAAACCUCUGAGCCAGACCCCAAAACGACUACAAGCACUGAUGCUACGAGUUCAUCGCUAUGACAUUGAAUUUCACUACAUUCAAGGAAGUCAACUUGUUAUUGCCGACACCCUCAGCCGAGCUUUUCUUGAUGUUCCUGACGCACAGGUGAGACACCAUAUUUUGGCCCGGAAUGGCAAAAGAAGUACGACAGCUAGCAGAUAACUGUGAGGCUUGCCAGCAAUACAAACCACAAAACCAGAAAGAGCCAUUAAAACAGUAUGAGGAAGGACAAGUACCUUGGAAUAAGGUUGGAAUUGACCUUUUCGAGAUCAAAGGAAGAGAUUAUCUAGCCACGGUUGACUAUUUCUCGGGUUUCAUAGAAGUUGACCACCUAAGCACUGCCACAAGUAAACAGAUAAUCACCAAACUCAAAGGACAUUUUGCAAGAUAUAGCAUACCAAGUGAAAUGGUAACUGAUUGUGGUUCACAAUUUAUUUCCUCCGAGUUCAAGACCUUCACCAAACACUGGGGAAUUAAGCAUGUAACAUCGUCACCCCUCCAUCACCAAUCGAAUGGAAAAGCGGAAGCUGCGGUUAAAACUAUAAAGCUAAUGAUGAAUAAGUCACUGCGGGACAACACUGAUCAAUAUGAGGCUUUACUUGAACUGAGAAACACGCCACGCCAGGGUACUGGACAAAGUCCAGCUAAAAUGAUGUUUGGUCGAGCAACACAAUCAUUCCUACCAGCCAUAUCGAACACAAAAUCAGAACGGGCGAGAAAUGCAACACAGAAGAGAGCCAGACACCGCCUUCUGGUUAAGCAAAGUUAUGACAAAGGCGCUCGAGACCUGAAACAACUGUCACCUGGUCAGCCGGUGUACUACCAACACACAGAAGGAAAGAAGUAUGACUGGAGAAGAGGAAAAGUACGUGCCAAACAUAGUGAACGAUCGUAUAUCAUUGAAGGAAAGAAUGGUGUAUAUAGAAGAAACCGAGUUCAUAUACGCCCCACGACAAGUGAAGUCAACAAAGAUAACAGUAAAGACAACAAGGGAGAAGCAGAGGUACAAGCAAGACCACAACGAGCAAGACAAAAGCGGCUCAGAUUCCAGCCGUGUGUUCUCGCCACUCGCCCACUUAACGGCUGGGUCAAUGAGCUUCGGCAUUGUUCUGAUUGACCAAUCACAUUACAGCCCCCCAAAAUUUGGGGGGCAUAAAUUUGUAUUAAUAAUGCAUAAAUUUAACACAAAG
This is a messenger RNA of Paramuricea clavata, 3600 nucleotides long. NCBI's taxonomy places the organism in Eukaryota, Metazoa, Cnidaria, Anthozoa, Malacalcyonacea, Plexauridae. The record is from the annotation of a GenBank genome assembly.